Messenger RNA from Triticum turgidum subsp. durum (durum wheat), 474 nucleotides. Lineage: Eukaryota; Viridiplantae; Streptophyta; Magnoliopsida; Poales; Poaceae. The record is from the annotation of a GenBank genome assembly.
AUGGGGUUCGUGUCCUUCGCCGGGAGGGUCCUCUUCGCCUCCGUCUUCCUCCUCUCCGCCUACCAGGAGUUCACUGAAUUUGGAACUGAUGGCGGGCCAGCUGCAAAGAAUCUUGCGCCUAAGUUUAACAGUUUCACCAAAAAUAUUUCUGUACACCUCGGAGUUGUGGUGCCUCAUGUAGAGUUGAAGCAUGUGGUUGCUGCUACCAUUGGUCUGAAGGGUCUGGGUGGUCUCCUGUUUAUCGUCAGCAGUUCAUUUGGUGCUUAUCUCCUGGCUCUCUACCUUGCUUUCAUCACGCCCGUCGUCUAUGACUUCUACAACUACGACAUGGAGAAGGCUGAAUUUGUGCAGAUCUUCAUGAAGUUCACACAGAACCUGGCGCUGUUUGGAGCCCUUCUCUUCUUCCUGGGCAUGAAGAACUCGGUCCCCAAGAGGCAGGCCAAGAAGAAGGCCCCCAAGUCCAAGACAACUUAG